Molecule: messenger RNA, 1050 nt
Organism: Anoplophora glabripennis (Asian longhorned beetle)
Lineage: Eukaryota; Metazoa; Arthropoda; Insecta; Coleoptera; Cerambycidae
Exons: 3
Coding region: 1-1050 (349 amino acids)
Source: RefSeq, a predicted model, not a curated record
AUGGCUACGUGGGAGGAAAAACGGCAAGAAGAUGAAAAGCUAAAAGACAGAAAAAGAAACAAGAAGAAGAAACUAGAAGACAAAUUGAAAAACGAGAAGAACAAGAACGGGGAUUCGGGUAGCUUAGUGGUGGAAGGAACAGUCAAUGGCAAGAAGACAGUAAUUACUUUUGAUGCUGGAGCUGCAGUAUCCGUGAUGAGACCCAGUAAUGUCAACUCCAGACUACAGCCUUUGGUAAAAAGUCUCAGUUUACGUUCUGUGACUGGGGAGGUUACUCCUGUUAUGGGCGAAGUAGAGGUAGAGCUACAGCUAGGAUGUAAGCGACUACGCCAUAGAAUCUUAGUAGCGGAGAUGGAGGAUGACUUUAUUUUAGGGAUGGAUUUGAUACGUCAACACGGAUUUGCCUUUGACCAUGAACACAACAUCUUGAAGUUUGAGAAGAUCAUUUUUGAAAAACUGGAAAAUAAUCCUGGGAGGUGUGUUGGAUUCGUACAGCAAUCGGAUUGGAACGAAAAAUGUCUAAUCGCGAAAUCGUUAGUCACAUCAAAGAAUGACGUACCUAUCAGGAUAGCCAAUAUUUCCCCGAACCCUGUCAGAAUAAACGAAGGUGAUACGAUAGCGACCUACGAGCCUGUUAGUCAUAUCGUAAGAUGUGAAGAACACACAGGAGUGAAGAAUGAAAAUAAUACCAAUUUGGAAAAUUAUCUCGUCGAAUUUCGGAAAUCCUGGCAACAUCUUUCACAAAGGGAACUGCAGGAAGCAAGGAAAUUUUUGACAACAGAAAGCGACAUAUUUGAAGGAAGAGACGGAACCACAGGUAGAACAAGCGUCAUAGAACACCGAAUUAACACUGGUCAAGCCCAACCUAUUCGUCAGCCACCAAGAAGACUGCCAUUGGUAAAGCAACAGGAAGUAAAACAACUCGUCGAUAAGAUGUUGGAAGGAGUGAUCGAGCCCUCGUCAAGUCCUUGGUCGGCCCCCGUUGUGUUGGUAACCAAAAAGGACGGUUCCACCAGAUUUUGCGUCGNGAUGCAUUUUCACUACCAAUGA